AUGGCCUCGCCGCUCGAGUCUUUCAGCAAGUGGCUCCAGCUCAAGAUUUACCGGCUCGAGGUGACACUGAGCGUGUACAUGUACACGCCCGUCGAAAAAUUCAUUUUCUACUCUGUUCUCUUCCUGCUCUGCUCCCUCACCUUCAUCGCGAGCGUCCUUUACUUGCCCGAGCACGUUCAAUUCAUCAUCAACCGCGCCUGGUUUUACAUGCACGGCGACUCGUGCGAGUCCAGCGACUACAAUUGA
This is a messenger RNA of Parathielavia appendiculata, 246 nucleotides long. RefSeq lists its product as uncharacterized. The record is from RefSeq and is a predicted model, not a curated record. NCBI's taxonomy places the organism in Eukaryota, Fungi, Ascomycota, Sordariomycetes, Sordariales, Chaetomiaceae. Bases 1 to 246 code for a protein of 81 amino acids. The transcript has 3 exons.